AUGGCUAUAAAAGCGGAGUUCACUCACUAUUCCAGUCAUUCAACACCGAGUACUCAGAAACACAUUAUACUUUAUAAACUUACCAAGACCAGUUUACUGAAAAUGAAAGGUUUCGCAGUGUUUGUCCUUUUAAUGAGUCUAUCGCUCGUGUACUCCAAACCCAUUGGGUUUACCGGUACUGACGACUACACGAGUGGCACUCAUGGAGUCACCGGUACUCAAGACUACUCCAGACCUACGCACGACUACUCGGGUACCCCUGACACGACUGGUGGGACUCAUGACUACUCCGGAACUCCUGACACCACAGGGCGUACUCACGACUACUCCGGAACUCCAGAUACUACCGGUCGGACUCACGACUACUCAGGCACUCCUGACACUACUGGACGUACUCAUGACUACUCGGGAACCCCUGACACUACUGGA
This is a messenger RNA of Oppiella nova, 429 nucleotides long. NCBI's taxonomy places the organism in Eukaryota, Metazoa, Arthropoda, Arachnida, Sarcoptiformes, Oppiidae. The record is from the annotation of a GenBank genome assembly.